Molecule: messenger RNA, 981 nt
Organism: Pocillopora meandrina
Lineage: Eukaryota; Metazoa; Cnidaria; Anthozoa; Scleractinia; Pocilloporidae
Source: the annotation of a GenBank genome assembly
AUGGUGUUUCCACAAGGGCCAUUUUUAGCCAUUGCAACGGCUCUGUACAGUUUUAUAUCUUUUGGUGGAUUCAUUGGAAAUUUGUUGAUUAUCGUAACGAUCCUUCGCUGGAAAGAAAUGCGAACUCCGUGUAAUUUUUUAAUUAUGAACAUCGCCAUUGCCGAUCUCGCUGUUGCCUUUGUAGCAGCGCCUUUGCGCAUUUUGGAAAUUUAUUAUCACUGGCCUUUUGGAGAGUUUAUGUGCAAGUUUUUGACCCCACUUCAGGAUGUGUUUGUUUGUGUUUCCGUUGUUACUCACACGACCAUAGCUUUGGAGAGAUACAGAGCAAUUGUGAAACCCAUGAUGAAAAAAAUAACAUUGACUGUUACUAGAGCCGUGAUUUGUGUCACUUGGUUUAGCUGUUAUUUCGCCACAGCUCUACCCAUUGCAGUCAUCUCUGGCAUACAACCGUACAACGGUAAAAUGUUCUGCGUAAUCAACUUUCCGUCGACAACAUUUCGUCAAUUCUUUCAAGUCUACCUGGUUGUCGUUUUCAUUGUUUUGCCUAUAAGCGUUCAAAUCUGGGCGUAUGUUUGCAUGGGCCAAAAAGUAAGCGAAAAUAUUUUUCUCCGUUUCGCGGCUCAGGAAAGCAAAGGUGAUGCACUCGAAGAUGACAAUCAUAAAACUGACCAGGUGAAAAAUAUUCCACAUGAUCGACGAGAAACUCUUCGAUGGCAAAAGAGAUCCUUCGACCUGGCUCGCGAUAAACGAAGAAACAGUCUUGUUAGGACCCUCAUCAUACUGGUUGUUGUUUUUCAAGUUUGUUAUAUUCCGCGUGGGAUAUUGAUGACGAUACGAGAAUUUAGUGAUCUCUCUAAUAGUCGGGUAUUCAUGUACAUGGAUGUGUUUGCAUUGAUACUAUAUUAUAUGAAGCAUGUCCUCAAUCCGUUGAUUAUAUUUGCCAGUAGCAGCGAUUUUAGAUCGCAUUUGAGAAAAACAUGA